Messenger RNA from Gaeumannomyces tritici R3-111a-1, 231 nucleotides. RefSeq lists its product as hypothetical. Bases 1 to 231 code for a protein of 76 amino acids. The transcript has a single exon. The record is from RefSeq and is a predicted model, not a curated record. Lineage: Eukaryota; Fungi; Ascomycota; Sordariomycetes; Magnaporthales; Magnaporthaceae.
AUGACAGGGCUGCUGCCUUAUGCGUCCAGGGGGGUGGGCCUGCAGCAUUCGCUCGACAGGGGCCUGUAUUGGACGCAAAGACUGGAAUCCAGGGGUUGGCAGCCUGUUGCCGGGCUCAUCAACAACACCAUCACGCCGCAGCUGCACUGCCCUGGCCCGGCCGGCGAGGGAGUGGCGCCCGGAUCGUUUCGCGGCUGGCAGCCCACCGACAGCCAACAGUCACUGUCUUAG